This is a messenger RNA of Paralichthys olivaceus (Japanese flounder), 737 nucleotides long. Lineage: Eukaryota; Metazoa; Chordata; Actinopteri; Pleuronectiformes; Paralichthyidae. The record is from RefSeq and is a predicted model, not a curated record.
UCUUCUCAUCUUCUCACCUCCGUUAUAAAUCCUCCUCUCACUGUCAAAAGGGCCUGAACCAUGAUUUGUAACUGUCACUCGUUCUGUUUGUUUCUAUUCUCUGCUGGAACAAUACGACCGUGAGUCACAGUGGGAUGAAUCAUUUUAUGGUUAAUGAUGCGAGCUCUUCCUUGUCUUCCUCCUCCUCCUCUCGUGCCUGCAGCACAGUGCGUGCCCACUCAGGUCCAGCGUAUAAGGGCGUGUGUAAGAACUUCUCCAGGUCACAAGGUCACGGCUUCAUCCGGCCCUCCCACGGCGGCGAAGACAUCUUCGUUCACAUUUCAGACAUUGACGGGGAGUACGUCCCGGUCGAGGGCGACGAGGUCACGUACAAAGUGAGCCGGGUCCCGCCCAAAAACCUGAAGGUGCAGGCGGUGGAGGUGAAGAUCACACAUCUCAACCCAGGGACGAAACACGAGACCUGGUCCGGGCAGAUCAUCAGCUCGUAGAACCGGAGUGUCGGGCCUGAGUCUCGUCUCCUCUCAUCUGUUGUGGUCGCUGUCUGAAUCAGUUUGACGUGAAGCUUCGUGGAUUUGUCACAUCAGAGAGCACUUUGUUUGGUGGAGGAGCCACAGUGGUGGUGAUCCCCGUGACGUCUUCUGCUGAGCCUUGAAAGAACAUUAAAGCAUUUUCAGAUCCUCAUCAUGAAGUGUCUCUUUUCGACAAUAACAUCCUCACUUUACACAUUCAAUUCAAAC